Messenger RNA from Volvox carteri f. nagariensis, 4518 nucleotides. RefSeq lists its product as uncharacterized. Bases 1 to 4518 code for a protein of 1505 amino acids. The record is from RefSeq and is a predicted model, not a curated record. Lineage: Eukaryota; Viridiplantae; Chlorophyta; Chlorophyceae; Chlamydomonadales; Volvocaceae. The transcript has 7 exons.
AUGUCGGAUCAGUCGCCUGCUUCGAAACGGCUCCGGUUGGGCUCGCUUGCGGACGGCUUCCGCAGUGGUGGAAGAAUACGUCCGUUCGCUGAUUUGAGUACGGGCCGUGCAGCUGGGCAGCAGCAGCAUGCCGCAGCACAGCAGACAGCCAUGCAAAUAAAUUCAGCGGGGCCCGCAGAGGCAGCUGCUGCAGAUACACAGCUGGAGGGGCAGCACCAGGGUGCUGAUGCUUCUGCUGCAGAAGUACGGGAGAGAUGGCAGCGGCAGAAAGCUGCACAGCGUGCGGCAGCCCUUCCUGAACUACGGUUGUUGCAGCGGCAGCAGGACGCUGCACGGCACGCAGCUGCACGUGCUGACCCGGAGGUGAGGGCACAGCAGCGGAUGCAUGACACAGCACAGCAUGCUGCUGCACGGGCUGACCCGGAGGUGAGGGCGCUCCAGCAGCAGCGGAACACAGCACAGCAUGCCGCUGCACGUGCUGAUCCGGCGGUGAGGGUGCUCCAGCAGCAGCGGAACACAGCACAGCAUGCCGCUGCAUGUGCUGAUCCGGAGGUGAGGGCGCUCCAGCAGCAGCGGAACACAGCACAGCAUGCGGCUGCACGUGCUGAUCCGGAGGUGAGGGCGCUCCAGCAGCAGCGGAACACAGCACAGCAUGCGGCUGCACGUGCUGACCCGGAGGUGAGGGUGCUCCAGCAGCAGCGGAACACAGCACAGCAUGCGGCUGCACGCGCUGACCCGGAGGUAAGGGUGCUUCAGCAGCAGCGGAACACAGCACGGCAUGCAGCUGCACGCCAGGUGCAGCAGCAGAAUCAGCAGGCCACUCCUAAGGAUACCCUCUUGGCUCGCAUGCACCGCCUCCUGCGGUUCGCGAACCUUCAUGGUGAUGACGCCAUUGAUUUGCCCGAGUUUCUGUUGGCACUUCCAGAGGGCCGCGUGCAGGACCUUCCUGGCGGUCAGUUACCGCCUGACAGGCAGGUACCCUACACCGUGCAGCUGCACUGUGCGUCGACCAUGGCUGCUGCCUUGCGCCGGCGCAUGCCCUCCCGUGUCUGUGCUGUGUGCUCAGAGGUGUGCUCGGAGGACCAGUCGACGGUGCUGCACUGGAUGGAGAUUCCCAACGUUGACAUUUUACGUGCAGACGUCAUGUGUACGGACGCUGUGCAGCGCUGGGGGCAUACUCUGGUGUGGCGGCGGAUGGCGCGUACAGCUCAGGGAGACGCACCACUGCCACCUGACCCAGUCCUGCCUGCUCGGUAUCGUGUUAGCCGGGCUGAGCGGGAUGGUGCUGUGGAUGAGGACGGCGGCAGUGGAGCAGGCAGGCUGGUAGAUGAUGCAGUGGAAGGAGCAUUAGAGGUGGAUGGGGAUGCUCCGGGAACCGGCGGUUCAGAGUCAGCGACGACUGAGCAGCAGCCGCCUGAUCAGCUUCCAUCGGAUCAACAGCCGCGCCCCCCGCGGGUGCUGCCCAGAGCCUGUCUGGACGACCCCUCCAGUGUUGAGGUGCCGUAUUGCAUGCGUCUGGAGCCGGACCUGCCCAACCGCACUAUGCUGGUUGGUGAUGGCGCUACAGAACGCAUCUUCGUAUGCAACAUCUGCCACAAGGCCCUGAGCGCUCGGCGAGUCCCCGAAGCUGCACUGGCGCGCCUGGACCCUGGUGAUGUGCCGCGCGUCAAUCAUCUGGGUGACCCUCUGCCGUCCCCCACUUUCUUGGAGGGGCAGCUUCUGGGCCGCGGCCGCAUCGUCCAGCAGUUGCUCAUCAUGUACCUGGCAGACCGACCGCCGGACGUCUUCCCGCGUGCUGUAAAGACUCACGGCAUUGGGGUCGUAAAUCCUGACCCGAAUAUGCUGCGAGCACAGCUGCCGGCGCGGGCAUCUGACCUGGCCGGCGCUAUCACAGUUGUCUGUGUCGACCAGGUUCGCAGCCGGGUGGAGCUGCUAGAACGCAUGCGAAAGGCGCCAGGUCUUCAGGUGCGAGGACAGGUCAUCGUCGCCUGGGUCCGUUUUUUGCAGCACAACGAUGAGGAGGAGCUGGCUAUUGAUGAGGAUGCUCUGCAGGAGUACGAGCGCAUGGGCUGUGCUGCAGGCGUGCCGGACGAAAUCUUGCAUGCCGCCCUUGCACCAACGGAUCCGGAGGUGGCGAACGUUCUCCGCACCACCUUCCUGCACGACCGCACGGCUGCGGCACCUGACGUGGAUACUGCAGGACCCGUGCAACCUACGCUGGCGGAUCCGACCCCGAAUGCAGGACAGAACCCUGGGCCGGGGCCAUUCACCGCCAUCCUGCGGGAACCUGCCGACCAGCCAGCUGAAGGUGCGCCAGUCGAUCCGGCAGCUGCCACUCUGGACGAGCUGGAGCUGAUCCUGCCACAGCCGUCGAAUGUGGGUGAUGAUGGCAGCGAAAUUGACCCCUUCCCGGGCCGAGUGGAGGACCUUCUGACUGGCCGCGCACGGCUUGCGUUUGCGGCUGGUGGCCGUGACAGCCACGUGCUGGAUGACCGUCAUCCCGCCAUCCUUACCCUUUGCUUCCCCCAGUCCUUCCCGUACGGCUUUUCUGGUCAGCGCCCCCGCGGCAUGUCUUUUCCGGCGUAUUGUCGCCACCUGCGGCACCGCGUGCCGCGGACACAAUUCGGCGGCAAUCUCAUGCUGCUGGCAUGCAUGUACGACAUCUGCGUGCGCCACGAAAGCAUGGCGCAAGUGGGCAUCACCAUGAACAUGCGGCCGCAUCUUGGCGAACCAGCGGCGUGUGUGCCGCGUGAUGUAAUCCGUGCUAUGGGCACCAUACUGGCGCUGCCGUAUCGGCACUCGCAGCGGCGGCAGCUGCUUGCGCAGCAGUCGCCGCUGGUUAAGGCGCUGGUGGAGGGGGCCCGCCUCAGUACUCUGCGUCUCGACCUCACAGACGCGUAUUACAACGGUGCCCGAUCCAAGAUGCGUGCAGCCGCCCUCACCAUUGGCUGGCCCCCGCUGUCCUUCACCGUAAAUCCGGCAGAUAUGCAUGCAGCCUGUGCAGUCGUGGCCUCCGGACAGGUGUUGGACUUCGACAAUGAUGGACGACCGCAACAUAUCCCGAGCACGGUGGAGAAGUGGCGGCGUGUGAAGGAUGACCCGUACAGUUGCGCCGCCCUGCUGGUGGCCACCAAGGAGGUUCUGGUGGAGGAGCUCUUCGGCUUCGCGCCGGGCGCCAUGCAGCAGACAAACCCGCGCUGCUUCUGUGGGCUCACAUUUGAGGUGGCGGUCAAGGUGGAGCAGAGCGGCCGCCUCGCCCUGCACAUCCAUGGUGUUGCGCAUGUGGCCACGUUCGCAGUCGAGCGCCUUCAGGCGCUGUUCAGUGGACCCAACUGCCGAGCGCUGGCCCUGGCAUACGCCCUGUGCGCCAUGUGGUAUCCCUCGCCGUACUAUGACCCUUUCGUCUGCGGUGCAGAACACUACGUCAUGGACAUGACCGUCGAAGAGGUCCAGCAGCAUGGCCGUGCGCCUCCGCCCGUUGACAAGUCCUGCCCGCCUGCAGCAUAUGAUUUUGGCAGGCUGGCCGGCUGUGCAGAUGAUAGCUGUGGCAUGGCAUUCCCUCGUGUCCUGCACAGCGCCUUCCAGUGGAUUGGCACCGGCGGCCUCUUCCUUCUGCCGCGAUUGGGCCCGAACAUUGUACCGCACAUGCCAGCUGCAGCGCUGGCAUUUGGGUGCAACCAGCUGUUUAGUCUGGCGUGCGAGGUGGAUCGCGUCUACACGGCAGAGGCAGCAGCACAACUGGCCCGCCCUGAAGAUGAACGGGGGGACUGUGUGCUGCUGCAGCCUGCUGCUGACCGCGCCCGCGAUGUUGCCUACUACAGCACGAAGUACACUGGCAAGAGCAUCAACGACAGCCAGGCGCAGCUGACAUGCAACGCUCUUACCCGAGUGCAGGAUUUCCUGCUAGCUGGAAGGACGCCGAAUCCGAUGCGGAUCAAGGAUCACGAGUUUGGCCACACCACCGCCGACACGUGGUACUACCAUGGCGCCCGAUACAUCCUCCUUGAUACAACUGCUGCCGAUGCCGGAGCGAGCCACAACAACGAGGUGGAAGCCUGCGGCCUGCUUGAGGAUGGCCGCGAGCCAGCAGAUGACGGCCGUGGCCCCUAUCGCCGGCUCAAGUACCUUCCAGCGGCCGUCAUUGUGCGGCCUAUAAGCGGCCACAUCCCCGGCACCGUGCUGCAGGGCCUUGCAGACUACGCCAGCAGGGGUGGUGCCUUCAUCCUGUCACCCCGGGCGUCUUGCAUUGCCGAGGUCGACAUGCCUGCCGCCGGGUACGGCACCAUCACAAAGCAGAUCCGGCGCCUCAACGUACCGCUCGGCGACCGCCAGGCGGUCACCGAUUACUUCGUGCAAGGCCGCAGCUUCAAAGACGAGUGCUGGCUGGUGGAUCUCGCUGUCCCACCCAACGGCAUCAAGCGCGCCACCCUGUAUGUGCUGCUGACCCGCUUCAAGACGCUGGACCACGUCGUCUGCUCCGGCCGCUCUACACUACACCGCACGAGCGCAAGAGGAUAA